Mercenaria mercenaria is the source of this 4696-nucleotide messenger RNA. RefSeq names its product receptor-type tyrosine-protein phosphatase alpha-like. The record is from RefSeq and is a predicted model, not a curated record. The transcript is spliced from 21 exons. Gene Ontology annotation, molecular function: protein tyrosine phosphatase activity. The coding region runs from base 1 to 3594 and encodes 1197 amino acids. Gene Ontology annotation, biological process: protein dephosphorylation. Lineage: Eukaryota; Metazoa; Mollusca; Bivalvia; Venerida; Veneridae.
AUGGCAGAAGCUGUAGCAGCAGUACCAGUAGCAGCAGCAUCAGUAGUAGUAGCAGCAGUAGCAGUUUUGUUACGUUUUUGCUGUAUACUAGCUGUCUGGUUAUUUCAAGUUAUAUUUCCGGAAAAUUCUUUGGUAUUCGGAGAUGGAAAUGAAAUCGCGGAAUGUAAAAUUAACUGUGCGUGUUGUAAGAAUCAAGAUUGUGGUCCAAAAGGUUACUUUUCCGAAGGUAAUUGUUAUCAGGGCUGCCUUGAUGGGUACCACGGUGCACGGUGCUAUCAGAAAUGCACUUAUAACUGCACAAAAUGUGAUCAAGUUGUACACGAAUGUACGUCCUGCUACGAGGGAUAUUACCCUGGUUCAAAAAGAGACUGCACAGAAAAAUGCCCCAUUGGUUGUAAAUCAUGUAACUCUAGUAAAAUUUGCACUGAAUGCAAGGAAGACCUUUACAAUGCAAAUGGAUCAACAGAUUGUCCAUUUAGUCGUUGUCCGUUACACUGUGAGUGUGAGGAGGGUAUGUGUAUAUCAUGUAAAGCUGGUUACUAUGAUGCAAGUUCAGAAUGCACCAAGACAUGUCCGUCUAAUUGUGUCUCGUGUUCAUCAAGAGAUACCUGUGAAGUGUGUAAAGCCGGGCAUUACAAUGGCCACGAAUCUGACAAUGACAAUAAUGUACUUUUGAAUAACUGUACACACGAAUGCAGAACAAAUUGCUCCAGCUGUUCAUCUUUUGAGGAAUGCCUGCAAUGUGAGUCUGGUAAAUAUGGCAUAAUUUGCGAAAACGAAUGCUCAGUCGGGUGUAAAAACAGGGUUUGCCUGAAGAAAAAUGGCAAAUGUGAAGCUUGCUUGAAAGGAAAAUAUGGAGAAACAUGUAGCCUUCCAUGUCCCUACAAUUGUCAUAAUAAUACAUGUUACAAAGAAACCGGAUAUUGUUUUGCAUGCAACGGAAACUAUGACGGAAACGAAUGUAACAACUGUAAAGCGGGGUUUUAUGGGCCGUCAUGUAACGAAACUUGCUCUAGUCAAUGUUUGAAUUCUACUUGUGAUAAAGCUACAGGACAGUGUCAUUUUGGUUGCAAAAGUAAUUAUUCUGGAGAUAAAUGCUGUGUAAAGAGUGCUAAUUGUCUUAAUUGUUCGUCAAAUACUGAAUGCAGUAGUUGUAAACCGGGAUAUUUUAGCGAGGGAUGUAAUAAAACAUGUUCUCCAAAUUGUGCAGAUUCCUGUGGCAUAAGUGAAGGCUUUUGUGCAUCGUGUAAAGGUGACUUUCAUGGUCUGUUUUGCAAUUUAUCUUGUCCAAUAUCUUGCAAAGCACCACAAAACGAACACAUCAGUAGAUGUGAACAACAAAGAGGAAACUGUCCCUAUGGAUGUGAGGAUGGUGUUUUUGGUCUAAAAUGUAAUGAGACGUGCUACAGCGGUUGUAUUGAAAAUAUAUGCAUGCAAGAUACAGGAACAUGCACAAAGGGAUGUGAUAAACUGGCUGAAGAUCCUGAGUGUCAUUUAAGUUCAGGACAAAGGUCCAUUGAACCUCCUCAAUCGAACGUUACAGGACCCGUUGUAGGAGGGGUUGUCGGUCUUAUAAUGUUAACAGCCGGAGUCGUUGUUGCGAUUUUCUUCUACAAACGACGAUGCAUAGGCAAAGAAGAAGACAGUCCAGGAAAUGCUAAAAAACCGGAAUCUAAGAACAAAGAAGAUCAUGUAUAUGGAAACAUCCCCGACAAUGCACUCUCAGGGAAAGAAACACAGAACAAACAUUCGGUGAACAAGUCAUCACCUGUAAUAGAUAUUGAUGACGUUGAAAUAAACGAAAAAUCUGAUGGUUUAGCAACCAAACCUGACGGGACGUAUUACAACACUGAACAUAAUAACCACAGAGUGAAUGUUGACAAUCUACUUGCGUAUGUUACCAAGGAACACGUUGAUUCAUUUGAAAAUGAAUUCAUGAAGCUAAAUAAAGGGUUAGACUUGACAGAAAAUUGCACCGUUGCCAAAAAGCCCGAAAAUAUUGCGUUGAACAGGUACAAUGGAAUAUACCCCUAUGAUCAUUCUAGAGUGACUUCGCCUGGUCAGCCUGACUAUUUCAUCAAUGCAUGUUACAUCGAUGGUUACAACAGAAGGAAAGCUUAUAUCGCCUCUUUAGGACCUACUGCAAAGACUACCGAUACUUUCUCUACAUUUUGGAGUAUGGUUUGGAAUGAGAAAUCUGACAUCAUUGUUAUGUUGACAAAUCUCCGUGAAACUUCGGGCAUGAAGUGUGAACGAUACUGGCCAAAAGUGGAGACAGAAACGUUGUAUGGUCAAAUUAAUGUAAAAUGUCGAAGUGUAGAGGAAUAUGCUGAGUACACAGUCAGAACGUUCACCAUUUCAAAGGGUCAAGAACAGAGAAACCUACUGCAGUUACAUUACACGGCAUGGCCUGAUAAAGGCGUGCCCUUGGAGGUAACGAGCCUUGUAGAAUUCCGACAAAGGGUAAAGGCAGUUCCAGUGACGUUUGAUGGUCCUAUUAUAGUCCAUUGCAGUGCUGGAGUAGGUAGAACUGGCACCUACAUUGCUCUAGACCAGCUUACAGAGGAAGGCAAGUGUGAAGGAUCUGUUGAUGUGUUUAACUGUGUAAACAGAAUGAGGGAGCAAAGGGUCAACAUGGUCCAGACUGCUGAGCAGUACACAUUUCUUCACAAAUCGCUUGCACACUCGCUUUCAUUCGGUUGCGAGGCACUGACAGCUGAGCAGGUACAAGGAAUUAUGUACCAAACAGAUGACAGGAUGUUCACAAAGCUGUACCAGACAUUACGGCAAGAAGUUGAUAUCGAGAGCAAAGAAGAGGUAGACGCACGUAAGGAGAACAGACGAAGAUAUAAGGACAAGAACAGGCGACAGUCUGAUAUACCUGGAGGCAGUAGUCAAGUGCGAUUGUACCUCUCUAGGAAAUACGGACAACAUGACUACAUCAACGCCGUUUUCAUAAAUAGUUUUAGGAUCAAGAACCUGUUCAUUGCUGCUCAGUCUCCGCUUCCAGGAACUGUUGAAGACUUCCUCAGCAUGAUAUAUCAACAAAACAGUACAUGUGUGGUAGCGUUGGAGGAGCAACACAAUCAACACUAUGAUGUUGGAAAAUAUCUUCCUGCUGAUAAUGAGACUUACACAUUUGGUAAUUGUACUGUAAUGAGCUCAAAAUGUGAGACAAAACCACAGUAUGUUUUGAAGAAAUUAUCCAUUCGCAAUGAGAAGGGUGACGAGAAAACAGUUUCUCAUUUCCAGUACAAAAGCUGGGGAAAUUCUAAGAAAGUUCCAGAUAGCGCGGAAACAUUUGUACAGUUUAUAAAAGAAGUAGAAGGUUGCAUCCGCCGACGAACGGAGGAUACACCUCACAUAGUAGUUCACUGCUUAAACGGCUACGAAAGGUCUGGAUUAUUUUGUGUCGUGUACAAAAUGCUAGAGAAACUGGAGGCAGAGCGACAAGUCAGUGUUGUGAACACUGUGAGGAAAAUCAGAACACAUCGGAAGCAGUCUAUAAAUUCUGUGGAACAACUCAAGUUUUGUUACCAGUGCAUUUCUGCCUAUAUGGAAAUAUACAACACCUACUCAAACUUCGCUACUUGAGAAAUUGUGUACAGCUCUUAUUCAAAAUAGUUCUGAUUGUUUAAGGCAGGAAACAGCGAACAGUAGACUGAUAGAGACAUAAAGACAAUUUACCAAUAAUUGUACAUUAAGAAUGAAUCUUAAAUACUUACAAUUACAUUUUGAUGUACAUAACUAUUUGCUUAUUUUUGUUUUAACUCCCAUAUUUAUUUCUUGUAUUUUUGAAGUGUUUUAUGUAUAUUAAAAGAAACUUUUAACGCCCUUUGAUAUAUGUUUGACGUUUUCUUUCAGAAUUCUAUGCAUUUUUUUCUUACACAUUUAGACAAAUAUGUUGUUAAUGACAUAGCAAAAUUUUAACAGAAUCAGAUCGUGCACAGAUAUCACUUCAUCUAUUUUGCAAGAUCUGUCAAUUUCAAAUUAGUCACUACAUCACACAUAAACGUAGUGUAAAUUUUAACUUAUAUAUGGUCUUAUAUCACCAAUAGAUUAAUUCUCAAGAUACAAGACAUUCAAAGACUUUUUUGUUUGUUUUUGUCAGCAUUUACCUACCGUAUAACCAGAUUCUGCUCGUUUGUUAUGUGUAUUUCUUUUAAAGUUAGUUUAGCCGUAGAAUACAUAAAAUGAUAUUAUAACAUAUUAAGAUUUUGUUGAAAUUUUGAUAUAUGAUUUUUCUAUAUAUGUAGGAAAUUUCAAAGGCGUAAUUUUAUUAAUAUGGAAGAUACUGACAGAUAUAACAAGGGGCGUUAACAGUUUUAUAAAGUGUAUAUUAAAUUAAAUAAAAGUGUGCUAUGGAUGUUUUUCAACCAAGUGUAUAUAAAGCAAAAUAUAUCAUUAUAUAAUACAAAAGUCUGAAAGUUAUUAAUAUGAGUGAAAGAGUAAUGAGAGUUAUUCAUCAUUUUGUUUGUCAAGUAAUUGAUAUUGUUUCUUUAAAGGGAAAGGAAUGCCAGACAAUAAGUUACUUCCACAUGAAAGCCAUCCUCAAGCCUUUCAUAACGCUGAAAGAAGUUUUAAAUUUUAAAAUCGGACAACUAUUGAAAAAGAUAUGGAAGUUUGAAACUUAAAAAAUGGCUACAGGAGGCAGCCAUUGAUGACGUCGUUUACAUAUUGUUAAAUUCUUUAUUUA